Molecule: messenger RNA, 2489 nt
Organism: Patella vulgata (common limpet)
Lineage: Eukaryota; Metazoa; Mollusca; Gastropoda; Patellidae
Product: tetraspanin-18
Exons: 8
Coding region: 311-1330 (339 amino acids)
Cellular component (GO): membrane
Source: RefSeq, a predicted model, not a curated record
GUAAAACAGGAUUGGGAAAGCCUUUCAUAUCAGGUGACUUUACACAUACUGAAUUGUGUGUUUUCGACUCACCUCCUAAGAUGAUUGAAUUUGUUAUAAAACGUUGAAAGAAACGAGAGAAUUUGUCUGUGAUCUGGUUUCGGAGUGUGAAAUAUAUAUAUUGGAUCAGUAUAGGGCUAAAUUCGGGUGUUUUAUUAAAGUGUGUCUUAAAAGCUGCUUGUAUAUAUUGAUGAUAUUGAUACUGAAACUUUGUAUGAAACGGAGAUUUUAGGUAACGUAAAAAGUUAAUGGUAAUAGAAGACGCUAGAAAAUGGCGAAGAAUUGUUUUGUGAGAAGUGUUAAAUACACUCUCUACUUCUUUAAUGUUUUCUUCUUCAUAUUGGGAGUAGCCUCGAUUGCUGUGGGUAUCUAUGUCUUAAUUGACCAGUCUCGUUUGUCCACUAUGACCAAGUUGGAUAGUACUAGUGAUGCUACUAACCCGGGCCUAUUGAUCAAUGGUAGUAUCAUAUUUAUCGCAACAGGUGCCCUGCUUGUUAUCUUGUCGUUCAUUGGUUGUUGUGGAAUUAUGAAGGAAAUGAAAUGUGUGCUGGCAAUGUAUGUCAGUCUGAUUGGUAUCAUCCUGUUGUUACAAUUAACAGGAUUUAUUCUCGUACUUGUUCUCCGACAACAGAUAAACGAAUCAUUUGAAGCGACUUUAUAUCAACAGCUGAAUAGCCGAUAUGAUAAUUACUAUAAUUCAAGCGACAAGUUUACUAUAGCUUAUGAUUAUGCCAUGGUUUAUUUUGAAUGUUGUGGAAUCAGGAACUAUACAGAAUUUAAAGAUGGGAACAAGGUCUCUAAAUGGACACAUUUUAACUCUCAGUUAGUUCCAGCUCAGUGUUGUAAGAUGGAUAGAGAAAUGUAUUUUACCGAAAAUUUACCCAAAUUAAAACUUACGUCUUGUCCAACGACUCUUAGAGAGAGUAAUAUUAACAAGUCCUGUUAUAACGAUAUUGAGGCCUGGGUAAUCGAGCGUGUAAAAAUGCUGCUUAUUGUAGCUGGUAUAAUCGUGUGUAUCCAGUUUGUUGGUUUGAUUAUUACGUGUUGUUUUAUAAGAUCUAUCAAAGAACCAAACGAACAGCUGAUCAGCAACAAGAGUUUUGAUGAAAGAACAGAUUUUGAUCACCGCAAAGGCUUCGAUCAUCGAAAGGGUGCCAAUAAUCGCAAAGGCUUCAAAAAUCGACAGAAUUUCGAUCAGAGAAGCGACUUUGAUAAUCGUAAACCGUUUAGUCAGCCCCAGCUCUUUAAUGCAAGAACACCACAGACAUUUUAUACUGGAUCCAGCGGUUAAUCGAAAACCGUUUAAUCAGCCACCACCCGGCAAAACUCAGCAGAUUCCAGUACCCUACAGCUAGAUGUAGAGUAACGGAAUCUGCCGAGGUUUGCCGAGUGGCCAGCCACAACUCUUUAAUGCAUGAACGCCACAGACAUUUUAUGGACACAGAUCACCAAAUAUUCCUAACCCACGAAACAAGGGCCAAAGCUAUUUUUAGUCUUCCUCUCCCUUUUCCUUUUCCCCCCUUUUGCAUGGCGAUUUUUGUUGACUUUUUGGUGUAGAAUCGAAGAAAAGGGUUUGAAAAUACAUUUUCUGCCAGGUUUUGGUGAAUAUUCAUAAUUUUGAUGCGGAAGGAUACAAGAGUUGAGAGGUUGGUUAGGUUGAAAUGUAGGGCCUGAAAUUGUAUGUUUACUUGUCUCUACUUCCAGCUUGUGUAUCUCAAGUUUUUCAUGAAGAACCUCAUACGUGCUUUAGGGCAAGUGGUUGCCACAUGUUGCUCCAUCUGUUAGAGCCGGUCUAAGAUACGAGAAUUAACAUUGCAGUCAAUGGGGAAAUCUUUAGUGAUCUGUGGCCAUACUGGAUCAAGCGGUUAAUCAAAAUGACGUUCAACCGCCGGUACGAUGGCGCCUACACUUUCUACAGAGAUCAGCGAUCGGCUAACCUCAAUGGACUAUUUAGAUUACGUCUAUCUGUGAAGCCAUUUCAUCCCGUACUGAAACUUUCUAUGACUGUUUUUGGAUUACAUCCAUGUGUAAAGUCAAUUGAUUCUGUACUGUAACGUUGUGGGGCUGUUUUGGGGUUGUUUUUUUUUCAUUCUGAGCUAAUAACUUUGUUGGAAUAUUUUUUGGAUUUUAUCUAUCUGUGAAGCCAUUUCUUUCUGUGUUAUAACUUUGUGCGGGUGUUUUGGGAUUUGGUCUAUAUGUGAAGCCAUUUCCUUCUGUGCUAUAACUUUGUGGGGCUGUUUUUGGAUUUGGUCUAUAUGUGAAGCCAUUUCAUUCUGUGUUAUAACUUUGUGGGGCUUUUUUUUGGAUUUUAUCUAUAUGUGAAGCCAUUUCAUUCUGUGCUAUAAGUUCGUGGGAAUGUUUUGGUGCUGAGAUUCAUCGCGUAUAUAAUACUGUGUAUGUUUAUGUAAUAUUAUUUAUAAAAUAAUUUUAAUAUAAUGUUAUGACCCAUA